Messenger RNA from Besnoitia besnoiti, 603 nucleotides. RefSeq names its product SAG-related sequence SRS26C. Gene Ontology annotation, cellular component: membrane. The transcript has a single exon. Lineage: Eukaryota; Apicomplexa; Conoidasida; Eucoccidiorida; Sarcocystidae. The record is from RefSeq and is a predicted model, not a curated record. Bases 1 to 603 code for a protein of 200 amino acids.
AUGGCUUGGUACCACUGUCACCCGCAAGGCCGAAUUGAGCCCUGCAAAGUCAAAAUCACCUUCCACCCACCGCCGCCCCCGCCGCCGCCCCCGCCGCCGCCUUCAACAGGGGCAAACAAAUGCGAGAAGGGCGGGGAGAUUUUGGAAAGAACUGCGUCCCCUCAAUCACCUCUCACGUUCGAGUGCGGAGAAAACCGCUCUCUCAAGCCAGGUCCAUUGACACGCGUGUAUGAUGAUAGCAAUGAAGCGUGCAAGGACGAGGUGGAUCUCUCUUCACUUUUGGACGCAGAACUGACGGGGCCGCCGCCACAUAAAACUCUGGGGGAGAAGAAGUCGUACACCCUCACCGUUGAUCGACUGCCACCGAAGACGAGACGCCUGUGCUACAGGUGCGCUGUACAGUCCGACCACAGCGCCUUCAGGACUGGGAGACAAAACGAAUCGGAUGACUGUUUGGUGAAAGUGAAAAUAGAGGGCGACCCACAAGUGACAACUCCGGCACCUCCCACAACGUCUUCGGCUUUGGUCCUGGGAGGCCCAUGGACAGUGAUUUGCGCCAUCUUCGUAUCGAGCCUUUCGACGGGGGUGACCAGCGUGGACUAA